Molecule: messenger RNA, 2527 nt
Organism: Tachysurus fulvidraco (yellow catfish)
Lineage: Eukaryota; Metazoa; Chordata; Actinopteri; Siluriformes; Bagridae
Gene: qtman
Product: glycosyltransferase-like domain containing 1
Exons: 11
Coding region: 176-1438 (420 amino acids)
Molecular function (GO): glycosyltransferase activity
Source: RefSeq, a predicted model, not a curated record
GGCGAACAAACAGAACUAUUGAACGUGAUGACGUUCUCGCCCGGCGUUGCACCAGCGACGUCAGAGGUACGUAAGGACGCACGCACGCACGCGCGCUCACGUGCGCCAGUGGACGACGGGACUUUGAGGAAGAGGUCGAAUUGUUCCGGACGCUCCGUUUUUUUCACCAGACAUCAUGAGCUUGCUGCUAGUGGAGGCUUUUUACGGCGGCUCUCACAAGCAGCUGAUAGACCUUCUUCAGAAGAACAUAGAUGACUGCGUGGUUUAUACUCUCCCUGCUAAGAAAUGGCACUGGAGGGCCAGAACGGCGGCGCUGCACUUCAUGCAAACUAUCCCAAACAGCCAGUCGCACAGGGUUUUAUUAACGAGCUCCGUGCUAAACCUCGCCGAACUGGUGGCCCUGCGGCCGGACCUCGCCGCUCUGAAGAAGAUCCUCUACUUUCACGAAAACCAGUUGAUUUAUCCGGUCCGUAAAAGCCAAGAGAGAGACUUCCAAUACGGCUACAACCAGAUCCUGUCAUGCUUGGUGGCCGACGUGGUCCUGUUUAACUCGGCGUUCAACAUGGACUCGUUCCUGUCCUCUAUCUCCGGAUUCCUGAAGACGAUGCCCGAUCACCGACCCAAGGGCCUGGAGCAGCUCAUCCGGCCCAAAUGCAGCGUCCUUUACUUCCCCAUCCGCUUCCCUGAAGUCGCAAGAUUUCUGCCUGAACACAAGCUCCUGCUAAGACAAACUCAGUCUGAGAACAGUAUCAGCUUGCAAGAUUCCCAAAAGCAUCCUGAGACAGCAGCAGCUUGCUCCACGACAUCUGAAAAUGAGGAGGAACGAAGAAUCGAGCGUGAUGCAGAAGAGCCGGAGCCUGGACUAGCGUCCAAGCGGUAUCCUCAUCCAGAAAGAGGAACGCCGCGGGCGCUGCACAUCGUCUGGCCUCACCGUUGGGAACAUGACAAAGACCCCGAGCUGUUUUUCCAGACAUUGCUAAAGCUGGCGGAGCGAGAGCUGAGCUUCGAAGUGUCCGUCCUCGGGGAAACGUUCACGGACGUACCAGACGUCUUCGCGGAGGCUAAAGAACGCUUGGCUCGCCACAUCCGCCACUGGGGUUUCAUGCCCAGUAAGGAGGACUACCUCAGAACGCUGUGCCAAGCAGAUGUUGUCGUUUCCACGGCCAAGCACGAGUUCUUCGGCGUGGCCAUGUUAGAAGCAGUGCAUUGUGGUUGUUACCCACUGUGUCCAAAGGCUCUUGUCUACCCAGAAAUAUUCCCUGGUUCCUAUCUGUACUCAACACCUGAGCAACUGUUUAAGAGACUUCAGGGUUUCUGUAAGCAUCCACAUUUAGUGAGACGACAUGUCAUUCAGGUGAACGUUGGAAGGUUUUCCUGGGACACUUUGGGACACGAGUACAGAUCUCUGCUGGCGACGAGUUCCGGGAACACGUCGUGACGCUUAUUCACAGUACAACACGAACCUCGCUCGGGAUCGACACGCUUCAAUUAAGUGAAGCGACGUGAAAGGACGAUUUCAGCAGCACUUUACGAGCGGCGUCCCGUAUUUCCGGAUUUUAGCAAGUUUAUUUUUUAUAAACACUUAAAGCCGAUUUCACCCAGUUCUAUUAUUAAACUAGAAUCCCGGGUAACCAUUAACAGGUAAGUUGCAAAUUAUAAUAACGGCAAAUAAAGAAAGUACAAAAGGAGGACAAGAAUAACCAGGAAUACAAGAAAUCCCCCAAACGUGUCCUACAGUCAACUAAAAUAAAGUGUUACUCAUGACUCUCAUAACAGACACAGCCACAAACCUACCUCGGCCUCACCACCUCUCCACUAAAACAACAUCCACAGCACAAGGGCCUCAACACUGAGCACUUUUACAUGCAUAGUUUUAAGGCAGAGGAGAAAAAAAAACAAGAAGUAAAAAAUAAACAACCUAGAAACCUGCGACCGCCGUCCGUGUUUUCCGCUUAGGCGGUGCCACCUCACAUUUCGGUUCGGCUCCAUUUUUAUCCUUUUUGUGCCGGAGCUGAGCUGCACGGCUGGAAUCUUCGCUUCCCACUCGGGCUGAGUGGCGGCCAAAGUUGUGGCUUGAAGCUCUUGUGGGCUCCACCUGGGGGUUGCCAGGUUGUGACAGAGUCCCCCGAGGCUCAGAAAAGGUUAAUAGGAGGCCUUCACAGCACUGUGGUGGAGUCUAAAUAUAUUCGUAGUGUUUGCGUUCGAAAAUGAACCGCCGUAUAAUUAGGGGGCCCAGGAACUAUGUAUUUAUAAGUAGUCAAGAAAUGUAAAGGGGAAGAUGAAAAGCCAGAUUUCCCUACAAGUAUGUUUGCUUGUCAACCCUACGUGAGUGCUUGGACCCUUUGAUCGCUUCUCCCUUUUAAUCUGUCAUGCUGAAAUCAUUUAAGUCGCGCAAUAGUAAAAAAUGACUGCAAUAUAUCCAUUUCUAUUCUGCUACCUCACCUCGGUGACUUGUUGUUAAUACAAAUGUAUCGCUAAUGCAGGUGCAGCAGAUGUGAGAUUGGAAUUAAAGAAAGAAAUGAAAUCA